Messenger RNA from Psammomys obesus (fat sand rat), 527 nucleotides. RefSeq names its product cadherin-13-like. The annotation marks the transcript as partial. Gene Ontology annotation, molecular function: cadherin binding; calcium ion binding. The record is from RefSeq and is a predicted model, not a curated record. Gene Ontology annotation, cellular component: membrane; adherens junction; catenin complex. Gene Ontology annotation, biological process: calcium-dependent cell-cell adhesion; sprouting angiogenesis; adherens junction organization. The transcript has 3 exons. Lineage: Eukaryota; Metazoa; Chordata; Mammalia; Rodentia; Muridae.
AUGCAAGUGUCAAUAAUCAAGAGAAGACCCUACCGGCAUGUCCACAGGCCAACGAACCUGGAAGAUUCCUCAGCUGAAAAUGUCUUCUCGUUCCAAGCCACGGUGGAGGAAGGAGCCGUGGGAGUUAUUGUCAAUUUGACAGUGGAAGACAAAGACGACCCCACGACAGGUGCGUGGAGGGCUGCAUACACCAUCAUCAACGGAAAUCCGGGGCAGAGCUUUGAAAUUCACACCAACCCACAGACCAACGAAGGCAUGCUCUCUGUGGUCAAGCCCCUGGACUAUGAGAUCUCCGCCUUCCACACCCUGCUGAUCAAAGUGGAAAACGAGGACCCGCUGGUGCCUGACGUCUCCUAUGGCCCCAGCUCCACCGCAACUGUCCACAUCACAGUCCUGGAUGUCAAUGAGGGCCCAGUCUUCUAUCCGGACCCCAUGAUGGUGACCAAGUGGGAGAAUAUCUCUGUGGGCAGCGUGCUGCUGACAGUGAAUGCAACAGACCCGGACUCCCUGCAGCAUCAGACCAUCAG